CAUUGCUGACUGGGAGGAGUCGAUGUCAUUUUGUGUUACAGUUACAGUUCAGGUGCUUCGUUUGGCUAGCAAAGGCAAAGGCAAAGGCAACAAACAAAUCAGGUGAACAAGGAUGACAGGUGUGUGGCAGAUGAGCAAGCAGUUGCUGCUUUGGAUGAUGGGCCAGCCGGAGGAGACGCAGUGCAAAUACGAUUGGCUGGACGAUGAGGAGAACGAUAUGGAGGAGGAAUCAUCGGGCAUUGGCACAGUGAUUGCCAUCUGCAUGGCGCUGGUGGGAUUGGGAUUCGGUGCCUACCUCAUACCCAGUCCGCUGACCCAAGGCACUCGACCCAAUCGUCGCCUGGUUGUUGUCGAGGAGCGAGAACAGCAACAGCAACAGCUACAGCAACAACAGUUGGGACGGGAACGCGAACGUCGCGCAGAGGUAAAGUUAAGAGGAGCAGCGUCGGAUCCUUUUGACAACUGGCAAGAUGUGCUGAUGCCACAUGGCGAGGAAUUCUCGUGGCUACUGCAAGCACAGCAGCACAAUCUGCGCUGCGUCUGCAGCGAUCGCCAGCAGCUGUUGCAGUUGCAACAACAAUUGCUGGUCAGCCUGCAGCUUCAGCAGCCAGCGGAGAUAUUCUACGAUUUUCCCAGCAGCGAUGAAAGUCACGAGGAGGACUUCAAGGAUUUGAAUGACCCCAGCCAAAUCGAUUUGGCUGCAGCUGUGCAAUAAUAGAUGCUUUUUUUUGUUAGCCGCCAAACAAUGUUGCAUUCUCCCAAAAUUUACAGUCAAAGCACUCUCAACAAUUCCAAGCAAAUAAAACACAGAGAGAAACGCGCAACAGUUGUUCAAAAUGUUGAAUAAAGCGAGGGCCAAGCAUUAAUUAUUACGAAAUGCCAUUUGUUGGGAGGUGUUGCCACAUGUUGCAUGUUGCAUGUUGGUUGUGCAACGUUGGGUACCAAAUGCGGGCAAGUCAAGUAUCUACUGCUGUCACUUGCCCACCUUAUAAGGGGAAGUCCACAAAAGCUGUCUUAUUAAGUGACCAAAACCAAACUCAAAUAACUCAAAACGAGGACACGGGGAAAAAAACGUCAAACAGCUCUGACAAUCGAUCAGUUGUAAUAAGUUGUAAUAACCUUUUAGAUAGAGUGACACAACAACCAGCAACUAGUUGAAAUUGCGGCUUAAAGUUGCUUGAUAACAAUUUAACAAACAAUAUUGCAAAUAUGAAUGAAGCUCUCAUAUUUA
Drosophila nasuta is the source of this 1231-nucleotide messenger RNA. RefSeq lists its product as uncharacterized. The record is from RefSeq and is a predicted model, not a curated record. NCBI's taxonomy places the organism in Eukaryota, Metazoa, Arthropoda, Insecta, Diptera, Drosophilidae. The transcript is spliced from 2 exons. Bases 113 to 715 code for a protein of 200 amino acids.